AUGGCAGAGCAAGAGCCAUCUAGUCUGGCUGAACCCCAGAUCUCAGCGCAAGACCAAAGCUUACAAGCGGACUCACCAACGAAAAAGAUCAAACCACUUAAAAGAAAGAAGAAGAAGGUAGAGAUGGCUUGCGUAUACUGCAGACGGUCUCAUAUGAUUUGCGAUGACACAAGACCGUGCCAGCGAUGCAUAAAGAGAGGUAUAGGACAUCUUUGUUAUGAUGAGCCCUCAAACUCGAGACAGAGACAAAAAGUUGCAUCUAUGAAAAAGGGCGGUAGCACCUCCAACACCACUGGAGUAGUCGGUGGCUCGGGAAGCAUUGACGUUGGUCAACCUAUUUUAGCUCGAGUAGAUGAUGGUUUUUCACCUCAGCCUACGUCUCCUUCGAGUGGGGUCAAUACUCCAAGACAGUUAGCUAGAGUUUCAACGUCACAAUCUACACUCUUCCCUGAGAACCAAUCCUUGUCUCAGUAUAAGCAACAGCAGACUAUGCAUAACCAGAGUGCGUUUAUAUCGCCUCAAUUCCCAGUGCUGCAGCAACAGCAACUUCAACCACAGCAGCAACAACAACAGCCAAAGACCAACUCAGUGUUAUCUCAAACUCUCACGUAUAACCAAGAGCCAUUCUUUUACUCGGAGCACGCAGGAAGUGAAUUUAGUUCCUUGAACGAUUUCCUUUCCAUGAUUGAUGACCCUGAGUUGGUGAAUGGCAGUCUAAACGAUGCUGGGGGUGAUCCUCUACUUCAAUUUGGAAUGGGCUCUCGUAUGAAUAUGAACAACAAUAAUAAUAACAAUAACCAGCUAGAGAUAGGUGGAGGUUCCUCUACUGCUGCGAACAUUGGAAACGAAAACAGCAACAGUCUCUCGAACAUACUAGCGUACUCACCAGGUGGUGCUUCUGUGUUCCCCCAAUCCUUGAACGAAACAAAGAUCCAGGACAGCUUGAACCAACCACAGCAGCAGAUUCCGUACAUUGAUCAACUGCAACAACAACAGCAACUUCAACAACAGGAGCAACAGCAACAACAGCAACAACAACCACAACAACAACAAGUUCAAUCCCAAACAGGGAGCUCCGGUCCUCAAUCGGUACACACCUCUCUCUAUUCAUACUCAAAAGCUCCGUAUGGCGCCUCCAACGUAUCUAACGCCAAUAUCAACAAUAAUAAUAAGACCAAUAAUGACAAUACUAAUGACUCACAGGCCUCUUCACACCAACCAGUGAUAUCUGAUUCAGCUAGGGAUAAGUUCUUCCUUACGGCCGCAGAUCCCACUACAGAAAUAUCACCUGAGGAGAGAUUGAAACAAGUUAUUAAAGCCAAACUUGACGCUGGGCUUUUACAGCCAUAUAAUUACGCUAAGGGUUAUGCCAGGCUUCAAAGCUACAUGGAUAAUUACAUGAAUGUUUCUUCCAGGCAAAGAAUCUUGAAGCCGCUACAAAUCUUCCGCCCUGCUUUCAGAGCAAUUGCCAGGACCUUGAAAGAUGUGGAUUUAGUACUUGUAGAAGAAAGCUUUGAGAGAAUGUUACUAGAUUAUGAUAGAGUUUUCACGUCAAUGGCGAUACCUGCGUGCCUCUGGAGACGUACUGGAGAGAUAUAUAGAGGUAAUAAGGAAUUUGCUCUGUUGGUUGGAGUUUCGACUGAUGAUUUGAAGGACGGGAAGUUGGCUAUUUAUGAAUUAAUGAGUGAAGACAGUGCGGUGAACUUUUGGGAGAAGUAUGGUGCCAUUGCCUUCGACAAGGGUCAAAAGGCCGUGCUAACAAGUUGUAACUUGAGAACAAAAGACGGAAUUAAAAGGAAAAGUUGCUGCUUCAGUUUCACUAUCAGAAGAGAUAGGUAUAAUAUUCCCAGUUGCAUAGUUGGAAAUUUCAUUCCAAUUGACCCUACGAACUAA
This is a messenger RNA of Dujonia railenensis, 1893 nucleotides long. The record is from the annotation of a GenBank genome assembly. Lineage: Eukaryota; Fungi; Ascomycota; Pichiomycetes; Serinales; Debaryomycetaceae.